Messenger RNA from Polychytrium aggregatum, 2055 nucleotides. Its product is annotated as Metallo-dependent phosphatase-like protein. The record is from RefSeq and is a predicted model, not a curated record. NCBI's taxonomy places the organism in Eukaryota, Fungi, Chytridiomycota, Chytridiomycetes, Polychytriales. Bases 1 to 1830 code for a protein of 609 amino acids. Gene Ontology annotation, molecular function: hydrolase activity. The transcript has 11 exons. Gene Ontology annotation, biological process: nucleotide catabolic process.
AUGGGAUGCGGUGCCAGUCGAACCAGUCCUGCCGACUCUGAGUUUCUGGACCAGCCCACGAUCGUUCUGCCUCUGGUUCACUUCAACGAUGUGUACCAUCUCGAGCCCUUCCACAACGAGCCAGUCGGUGGAUUCGCGCGAUUUGCCUGCACCGUCAAAACAUGGCUUGAGGAGCAGCGAACUCAACACAACCGCAGGCAGCAUCUCAUCACAUUUGGCGGGGACGUAUUUAACCCGAGCGUCGAGUCGAGCGUGACCAAAGGCCGACACAUGCUCCCGGCGAUGAACCAUCUGGGCAUCAACGCAACCUGCUUUGGGAAUCAUGAUUUCGAUUUUGGCGUCGAGACCCUCAUCAAUCUCAAGAACUCGACCAACUUCCCGUGGAUCAUGUCCAAUGUGACCGACCGGCAGAUGCAGCAGCUCCUGGCAAACGGCCAAGAGUACGUCGUGCUGGAGCGGUAUGGCCUCCGCAUUGGCUUCAUUGGUCUGGUUGAGCCUGACUGGCUCGAGACGAUAUCGGGACUGCCUCCUGUGGACUAUAUGGAUUUUGUCGAGGUCGGCCGAGGACUCUCUCGCAAGCUCAAGAAACCCAGGGGCGAAGAGGGCGGUGAAGGCGUCGAUAUCAUCAUCGCCCUGACGCAUAUGCGAGUACCAAACGACAUGCGUCUCGCGAGAGAGGUGCCCGAGAUUGACUUGAUCCUUGGAGGACACGAUCAUGAUUUCUUCGCCGGUGGAGACAACGUCAGCCAACCUGAAAAGUUUGUUCACGAGGGCAAUGUGCGCGUAAUCAAGUCCAGCUGCGACUUUCGAGAUGUAACCCUCAACGAGUUGACUAUCCAGCGACGAACGCCAGAGAAGCCUGCGUACAUCUCCCACGUCAAGGUUCUCCAUAAGCAAGUCACCAAGGAUCUGCCGGAAGACCCAAAAGCCCUCGAGAUCGUCAAGCAAAGCCUGUCAGGUCUUGGCCAGAAGCUCGAUCGGGUGGUCGGGCGGACCAAGACAGUGCUGGAUGCCCGCGGAUCGGUUUGCCGGACGAGAGAGUCAAACAUCGGCAACUUUGUGUCGGAUCUGAUCAGGUUUACCUACGACACCGAUAUCGCCAUGAUUGUUGGCGGAACCAUCCGCUCCGACUCAACAUACGGCCCGGGCGACAUCACCAUCCGCAACAUCAUCGACAUCUUUCCAUUUGACGAUCCGUGUGUUGUUCUGGGGAUGAAAGGCAGCGAUGUCUUGGAGGCCUUGGAGAACGGCGUCUCCGCAGUGCCAAAGACGGAAGGUCGCUUCCCGCAGAUUUCCGGGCUCAAGAUUGAGUAUGACUCAUCAAAGCCGCCACACCAUCGCAUCACCAACGUCGAUGUUGUCAAGGCCGGCCCCGAGUCGUCCUAUCUUGAGAAACUCGAUCUUGAGAAAGAGUAUACAUUCGCAACUCGUUCAUACCUGGCCGAUGGACGCGACGGCUUUGACUGCCUGCGAAAGGCUCGGGUGAUUGUCGACAAGGAGCAAGGGCUUCUGAUCUCAACGAUCAUUCGUCGCUUCUUCAUUGGCAUUCGAGUCGUCAACCGAUUCCGGGUAUUUUGCGGCGAAAACAAGGUCCUCGCCCGAGAUGCCUUUACCAAAUGGCGACGGCUGGUGAAGGACAGCUUGAAGAGUAAAGACGGAAUCCACCACCACUUGUCGACCCACAGCCUGCACAAUCUGCACAAGAAAAAGUCGACCGCCGCAAAAGAAGCCGAGGGGGUCCUGAGCGAGGAUGAGGACGACGAACUUCCGGAGAUUGAGCCGAUGGUUGAAAAUCGCAUUGUGGACUUGGCCGCGCCUCAGGCUGCAUAGGCAGACUCGCGUGAGCAAUCCAUGCUGCACCAAAAGCCUGGAGCGGGAUCCCAAAGCCAUGUCGGCAGAUAUCGUGUGCGAUGUCGACUCUCUGGACCACGUUCGGCCCAAGGAGGCACGGCGAGGCUGUUGCCGACAUGUUCGAUUGACAACUGAAAGCACCCUAUGUUGAUGUGAUGCGCGAUCUGCAACGUUCGCACAUGAAACAAGCACCCUGUUUCGAGG